AUGGAUGUGACUCCUAUAGAACUUCGGCGAGACGAGCAGCAAGAAGAAGCAAGGAGCUCUGAUGUUGAUGAGUAUGACCCAGCAAUGACCUUGUCCGAGACUGGUGAGGGAAAAGAAAGCGUGAAUAACGGUUCUCCAUCUCUUCAGCCUGAAAGGCAAAAGUCAGACGAGUCUGGGGAAACCGCCAGCUCGAGAAGCUCCACUCCAUCUGUGACAGUUGAUAGCGCAGUGGAAGGUACCAAAGAGGACGUGGAAUCUUCGGAUGACGAGUAUGAUCCGGAAAGCGUUAACCCAUCGCCUGAACCUGAAACUACCAGAACGAAAGAUUCACAGGAAGAGUCUGAUGACGAUGAUUAUGAUCCAGAACAAGGCCUAGAAACAACUUCCGAUGGUGAAGGUUCCUCUUCAACGUCUAAGCCAGCUGGAAUUUCUUCGCUACCGUCGAAGCCUCCAGUGAGCGCUGGCUCUGCCACUGUGAAUGAUCCAGCGACUCUGCUUCAAGAGGCAUAUGAAGCCAUCAUGCAAAGCGAUCUUGUCAAACAACCUGAAUUUAAAAGGUUGACCCCGGAACAGCAAAUGUCGCUCAUUGACCAACAGCUCAAAGCAAAGGGCAUUUCCUUGCCUCAACUAGACCCCCACGCAAACAACGAUGCGAGAAACGACCCGGACUCUAAGAACCCAAGCGAUUCACAGAACAAGGAUUGUAGAAGACCAAAUAUGAGUCUUCCAAUGUCUGCCAAGGAAGAAUCAGACUUCGUGAAAUACACGGAAACAGAGGUCAAAUAUUCGAACAGAAGGUUGUUGGAUAACCUCCCAGAAAAUUCCAGGCUUUUCAUAGGCAAUUUGGCUUCCAAUUCGGUAUCCAAGAAGGAUCUCUUCAGGAUUUGCAACCAGUACGGCGAAGUCCUCCAUAUCUUGAUCAAAGGUGGUUAUGGCUUUGUUCAGUUUAAAACUGCGGAGCAGUGUGCCGCAUGUAUCAAGGGAGAAACUGGCGUUCCUCUUCACGGCAGGGUUAUGCGUCUAGAUGCUUCGUCUGGUAACAAAAAAUCCACAGGUGAGCAAGUCAAAUUCCGCGAGAGAGUUGCCGAGAAAGACGAUGAUAAUGAUGAAGCCAAUGAGAUACCUGCCCAUUGCCAUCUAUUUAUCACAAUCGACAGUACUCCUCGCCUUGUAAAGGAGACCACCAACGCUUUCGAGUCAGCGGGGCUUACUCUCAAAGUUGACGCCAUUGGUGAUGAAGAGUUGACAGAGGCGAUACCUGAUGCAGCAUACUCUGGAGUCCUUGCUGCUUGCAUUAUCAAGGAAUCAAAAGUCGACUUGCAAACCUUUGAGGAAACUGAGGAAGGCGGAAUCAAGUUCGAUGAAUACGUCGACCUUUCUCCGCUGGUAGCUGUUGAUGUUGUCAAGAGGAUGCUUCCGCCUGAUUCAGCUUCAAAUUUAAAGCGAACACACGAAGAGACACAAAAAGAUUAUGAAAAUAAUGAAUCUCCAGAGCUGCACCAUCCCCAUCACCAUAGAGAUAGCCAUCAUUCCAAGAAGCAGAAAAAGAAGGACCGCCAGAGAGAGCGUCGGGCCAACCAAGGUCACAACGGACACCAUACUUCGUAUUCUCCGGUGCCUCCUGCCUCUCGGCAUCAGCCUUACCCAUCUAAUCCAUAUGGAUUGCCACAACCUCCACCUCAUUAUCCACCUCACGCCGCAUAUCCAGGGUAUGGUCAAUACCCAAACGCAAAUCCGCAAGGUAACUUUUCACCCGGCUCAGCUUCUCAGAAUUUUGCUGAUCCAAGCGUAAUUCAAAUGCUUCAAAAUCUUGAUCCGACAACCCUUCAACAAGUCAUUGGUUUCAUUCAACAGCAGCAGCAGCAACAACAGCAACUGCAACAGCAUCAACAAUUUCAGACUUCUGCAUACCAACAACCUGCGCCACCUAUGCAACAGCAAUAUCAGGGUGGGUAUACUGGUGGGUAUGGUCAACCAGCUCACCCACAGCCACCUCCUCCUGCCGUUCAACAACCUGGUCAGUUGAAUGUGCUUCUCUCUCAACUUCAAACCUCCCAGCAACCUUACCAGAACCAGGGUACGCCUCCGGCAGCACCGCCCGGUUCCCAGCAAUCUCAGCAACAGCGUCCUCAACAGCCCGGACAGUCGUCAACGUUGAUGGACAUGCUUUCUAGAUUGAGUAAGCAGUAG
Messenger RNA from Candidozyma haemuli, 2190 nucleotides. RefSeq names its product Nab3p (gene NAB3). Lineage: Eukaryota; Fungi; Ascomycota; Pichiomycetes; Serinales; Metschnikowiaceae. Gene Ontology annotation, molecular function: RNA binding. The coding region runs from base 1 to 2190 and encodes 729 amino acids. The record is from RefSeq and is a predicted model, not a curated record. The transcript has a single exon.